AUGGAGCUGGUGGCCGCGAACCUCAGCGAGGGGAACGCGAGCGGGCCCGAGCCCCCCGCCGCGGAGCCGCCGCCGCUCGCCGGCCUGGGCGUGGAGAACUUCGUCACGCUGGCGGUGUUCGGCCUGAUCUUCGCGCUCGGCGUGCUGGGCAACUGCCUGGUGAUCACCGUGCUGGCGCGCAGCGGGCCGGGCAAGCGGCGCAGCACCACCAACCUGUUCAUCCUCAACCUGAGCAUCGCCGACCUGGCCUACCUGCUCUUCUGCAUCCCCUUCCAGGCCACCGUGUACGCGCUGCCCACCUGGGUGCUGGGCGCCUUCAUCUGCAAGUUCACCCACUACUUCUUCACCGUGUCCAUGCUGGUCAGCAUCUUCACCCUGGCCGCGAUGUCGGUGGACCGCUACGUGGCCAUCGUGCACUCGCGCCGCUCCUCCUCCCUGCGGGUGUCCCGCAACGCGCUGCUGGGCGUGGGCUGCAUCUGGGCGCUGUCUGUCGCCAUGGCCUCGCCCGUGGCCUACCACCAGCGCCUCUUCCACCGCGACGCCAGCAACCAGACCUUCUGCUGGGAGCAGUGGCCGGACCAGCGCCACAAGAAGGCCUACGUGCUGUGCACCUUCGUCUUCGGCUACCUGCUGCCGCUUCUGCUCAUCUGCUUCUGCUAUGCCAAGGUCCUUAAUCAUCUGCACAAGAAGCUGAAGAACAUGUCAAAGAAGUCGGAAGCAUCGAAGAAAAAGGCGCCGUUCUGCCCACGGCUCCGAGGGAUCGUGAGCUUUCCGGCUGUCAUUCGUGAGGCUCAGGACGCGGUCUCCUUCCCAGCCGAGUUCCCUGAGGCAGAGCGCGAGCACGCGCCUUUGAAGCAGCAGCCAGGUGACCCGGAUGACGUGAAGAGAGUCGCACAGGACGAAGGGAGCUGA
Messenger RNA from Pteropus alecto (black flying fox), 912 nucleotides. It is a transcript of the gene GALR1, whose product is annotated as galanin receptor 1. Gene Ontology annotation, molecular function: galanin receptor activity. The transcript is spliced from 3 exons. Gene Ontology annotation, biological process: negative regulation of adenylate cyclase activity; neuropeptide signaling pathway; positive regulation of cytosolic calcium ion concentration. Gene Ontology annotation, cellular component: membrane. The record is from RefSeq and is a predicted model, not a curated record. Bases 1 to 912 code for a protein of 303 amino acids. NCBI's taxonomy places the organism in Eukaryota, Metazoa, Chordata, Mammalia, Chiroptera, Pteropodidae.